UCGAUCAGUUGAACCUCAGCGCCCGGGGGCUCCACACCUAGCAGCUCGGCUCUUAGCACUCUCUUAGGGUUACGUGCAGCGAGAUAUAUAUCUUCAUCAGAUUUGAAAUCAACUUGCAAUGUUGCGCCCCUCAAUCCGACUGCUUGCGGUCACCUGCUGCUUCCUGGCGCUCGGCCUGGCAGACUACCCUCCAUUGCUGUCCUCCAUGCUCCAGUGGAUCACCAAAGGGAUGAGCAUGCCUAACUACGAGCCCCCAGACACCGAUAAACCGAGGCAGGAGUACGACUUCAUCAUCGUAGGAGCGGGAAGUGCGGGCAGCGUUCUGGCCAACAGGUUGACAGAGAUCGAGGAUUGGAACGUCCUGUUGAUAGAGGCUGGAGGCCCUGAGAACAUAAUCAUGACCAUUCCACUGCUCUCCCCGUUCUUACAAUUUACAGGAGUUAACUGGAGAUACUUCAGCGAACCAUCACCAUACUCUUGCAAGGGUCUGAAGGACGGCAGAUGUCCAGUACCAAGAGGAAAAGUCAUGGGUGGGAGCUCAGUCAUCAAUUUCAUGGUCUACACCCGAGGAGACCGCCGAGAUUACGAUCAUUGGGAAGCUAUGGGUAACCGCGGAUGGUCCUGGAAUGAUGUUUAUCCCUACUUCUUGAAAAGCGAGGCAUGCCAAUCAGAUGCUUUCAACUACAUGGUCAACCCAAGUUUCCAUCAUCAGAAAGGCUACCUGUCAGUCGACACUGCUCCUUACAAGUCAGAGCUUGCUCAUGCAUUCGUAAAAGCUGGUGGUGAACUAGGUUUCAAAGUUGGAGACUAUAAUGGUGGCAACAUCGAAGGAUUCUCAUAUGUUCAGUCAACAACAAAGAAUGGCUCUAGAUUUAGUGCUUCCAGAGCGUUCCUUCAUCCAAUCAGAAAAAGGAAAAACUUGUCAGUGGUUAAAUACGGGAUGGUGACGAAGGUAUUGCUUGAAGGAGAUAAAGCAGUAGGCGUUGAGUACGUCAAAGGCAACCGAAAGUUCCGUGUCCGAGCAAGAAAGGAAGUCAUCUUGUCAGCUGGAGCCAUCAACUCCCCACAGCUGCUGAUGCUCUCCGGAAUCGGACCUAAGAAACACCUCAUGGAAAUGAAUAUUCCCGUGGUUCAGGAUCUGCCAGUAGGAGAAAACUUGAUGGACCAUCCAGUCAUCGGUAACGUCAUUUAUACCGUUGAUAAACCGGUGAGUCUGACGGAGGACAUGGUCGUGGAAGCUGAUGUCAUCGCGAACUACAUGCUCAACAACAAGGGCCCAUUGACCGCCACGGGUGGUUUGGAGGCAUUGGCAUUUGUUGAUGUAUAUGAUCCUCAUGGUCCCAAUAGCUUCCCCAAUUUGGAGAUACAAUUUUGCAUCUCCUCGCCUCUUGCUAUGCAGUUUCUAAAUGCUAAUUUUGGAAUCAACGACAAGAUCUUUAACCAGGUGUACAAAUCCAACGGCUCUGUCCACAGCUACCUCAUGUUCAUGAACGUCAUGAGGCCAAAAAGUCGAGGAAGGAUAACUUUGAAAUCAACAGAUCCAUUUACAAAACCACGAAUUGACCUGGGAUUUUUUUCACACCCCGAUGAUGUUAAAAUACUUGUUAAGGGAGUUGAGUUAUCAAAUAAUAUCAGCAGAACAUCUGCUUUUAAAAGUUUCAGUCCCAAGCUGUACGACAAACCUAUUCCAGGCUGUGAUCAUCACCCAAGAAACAGUGAAGCCUAUUGGGCCUGCCAUGCCAGAUUCAUCACUGUUACCAACUACCAUCAGAGUGGUACUUGCAAAAUGGGACCACCUGGUAACCCAACAUCUGUCGUCGAUCCUAGGUUGAGGGUGAUUGGUAUCAGGAAUUUGAGAGUGAUCGAUGCUUCCAUUAUGCCAAUGAUUGUUUCAGCACACACUAAUGCUCCUACCAUCAUGAUAGGAGAGAAGGGAGCAGAUAUGAUAAAGGAAGAUUAUAAUAGGUUAAAAGUUUAAGUUAUAGCCAAUGAAAAUGUAUAAAAUGAAAACUGAAAUCAAAAGAAACAUGGCUAUAUGUAGAAUAUAGCUGACAAAAUGGUGUUAUAACAUUUAAAGCUUAUUUCUUAGAAUAUUCCUAUCAUCCAAGAAAGUUUAAAUCUUAUUUUAAUUUAAAAUUCACUCAUAAUGAAUAAUACAAGGUUAAUAGGUUCUUGGAUACACUGCAGGAGGAGUAAUCCCCUAAUGCAUUUUACAAGCUUUUAUUUAAACAAAUGAUUUGUUAAUAUUUGAUAUUAAAAUAUUAUUAUGUCCAUUUAUAAAUGGCAUUUAAUUAGAGUUUCAGUUUUGACACAACUUGCUUAUUUAUCAAGUGUAUAAUUAUGAAUAAGUUGUUUGAAUGUAGUUAUUUUCUGUAGCGAUAAUUUUGGUUAUGACUAUCAUUUUUAAAAAUGUUUUAUUAUAAUUUUUAUCAAGAGUAUUUUUAAAAAAGGAAUGCAGUGCACAUACCCUAGUCUGUUGACCAAUUGUUCAGUGUUAUUUUAAGAAAUGAGAAAAAUAGUUCUUCUUCUUUUACCACCUCCUUAGUGGCAUCAGCAUGGAGGAACAGCCUCGGUCCAUCUCGUCCUCCUUCACAUAUCCACCAUGGUGCUACCUCUGGCUCGCCCGAGUCUCUCCAUGUAGUCAUAAUACAACAGCCUAGGCCUGCCUCUUAGUCACCUUCACUCUGAUUUUGCUUCUAGGAACCGUUUUGCCUUUCGGCUAUCACCCAUACACAUGGCCAAACCACUUCAGUAGUCCCUCCUCCAUGACUUGUUUUAUAGGCCUUAUGUUCAGCUUCUCUCGUUCCUCCAGUGGUGUCUUCGUGUUUUCCCAAAAACUAUCCUGAGGUAUUUCAUCUCUAUGCCCAUUACUUUACUUGCAUGUUUGAUCACUACCGUCCAACUCUCUGCACCAUGCAAAAGGACAGGCAGAAAUAUUGUUUUAAACAAAGCUUAAACUUUACCUCCUGUUUUCCUAAUAUUGUAGUGCAGAUAGAGUAAAACACACCAUUGGCCUUCUUGACUCUAUUUAAAACCUCCUAGUUGAUCCUUCUAUCUCUGCUGAAAAUGAUGCCCAAAAACUGGUAGUUAUCUACCUUUUCUAAUGGCUCAUUAUUACAUUUUAUGAGAACUUAGUCUUCCACAUCUCGCCCGACGAGCAUCACCUUACUUAUUGUAGAGUUUAUUUCCAUUCCCAUCCUCUGAAGUUCUUCUGACCAUUCAUUGAAUGCCAGCUGCCUUUCUUAGGUGUCAGCAGUCUGGACCACAUCAUCUGCAUAUAGGAUAGCUUGUGCCUGCACAGAAAUAUUAAAUUCUGGUAUCCCAUUGUUGCACUGCGUGUCCUUCUCUAAUAAACCUUUCCAACUUCAUCCAUGUAUAUGAUGAAUAGUAGUGGGCUUAGGCUAUCACCUUACUUAACGCCUUUAUAAUACCUAAAUGGCUCCGAUUCAGAUCCAUCUCUAUCCCUUGCAACCUUCAAGUACAGGAAUGUCGAAAAUUGUUUCUUUCGUAAAAUGAUCUCCAAUCUAUUUUCAUAGAAAAUUUAGAUUUAAAACCUAGCAAAAACUUUCAUAAAUAAAUUUCAAUCAAAUAUUGAUUGUACCUGGAAUCAUAGUAAAAAUUGUCGCUAAUAUGUAUUUAUUUUAAAUUAAUAUAUUUAUUAUUCUGGAUUCCUAUUUAAGAAUCCUAAGUUAUAUUAUUGCUGUUGACGUAUAGAAAUGUACAAAUUAUUAAUAAAUUAUAAACAAAGUGAAAUAUAUGUAACCUCAUCAGGCUGUGAUAUGAAUGAAUUUCUAUGUAAUUUUUGAGUUCAUAAGGUGGUGUUACAUUUGUAGUUUAUUAAACAAAUAAAUACUUUGUUUACUUA
This is a messenger RNA of Nezara viridula (southern green stink bug), 3865 nucleotides long. The record is from the annotation of a GenBank genome assembly. Lineage: Eukaryota; Metazoa; Arthropoda; Insecta; Hemiptera; Pentatomidae.